AUGGCACAAACGGCUUUUGCACAGCAUUUUGUCGAAUGUUCGAAGUGCGAAGAAAAUGCUGAAUUUUACUGCAAAAAUUGCAAAAAGGAUCUUUGUCAAAUUUGUGAAAGGGAUCAUCUUAAAAAUACAGCCAGUGCUUCUCAUGACAUUGUGCUCCUACAAGAAAAAUAUGGAGCAACCUUUAUCCAGGAGAAAUGUUCCAUACAUAGUGGACAAGUUUACAGCCUGUGCUGUCAGCAAUGUCAACUUCCUAUCUGUGAAAUAUGUAGAGAAGACUCAAAACACAAGAAGCAUAGCUUUAUGAACUUGGAAAAUGCGUGUCACACGAUCAGAGAAAAGUGCAAAGUAAGGGUAUCUAAAAUCCGAAAGGAAAUUUUGCCCCGUUGCAUAUCUAUGCAGCAAGAUAUUCAAGCGGACUUGUUAUCGCGUAAAGAAGAAAUUGAUCAGAUUUUGUCUCUCUUGACAUCCAGAGGUUUGAAAAUGAAAGCACUUAUUGAGAAUGUAAUCGAGGAAAACGAAAGAAGCUUGAACGGAAUCCGAAAAUUACAGGAAUCGGAGCUAGAAAAACAGGAUUGUGAAAUCACCAAUUAUAUAGCCCAUCUUAAAACUAUGGUUGAAAGGUUUGACCAAUCAGAUAACAAACCAGCAGAAUUUCUAUUCUACCUUAGAGACAAUCCAAUUUCAGAAAAGGACGAUGUUCCCCACAUAAUGGACAUACCCCUACCACUUCUAACCGAGGAAAACAUAGCAAUGGAAGAUGUUAUCAAAUAUUUAGGUCAUAUAGAAGAAGUACCAGGAAAUGAACCAAGGCAAACCAAGAAAAGUGAGUACAUUUCUUACGAUGUUCCGAAUCUCCAAGUAAUGGAUGGAGCUGAAAAGGUGAAAUCCAUCAAGGUCAAAGGCGUCAACGAAUGCUACCAGAUUUCUCAUGUCUCAUCCAACAAGUUUUGGGUAAGAGAUGAAAAUAUUAUUUUGUCGGACAGUUCUGGAAAAACUUUGCAUCAAGUGUCUAACAUUUCGGAUGAAUGGGCCAUACAAUCUGUGACCAAAGAAGAAGAGUUGAUUUUCAUCGACAAAGAGACAAAUAUUUGUAAACUUUCUGUCGAUUUGAAGAAAAAGAAUAUUCUUCUUCCAAACAAAGAUCCAUGGAUGCCUUGUAGUAUCUACGCGUCCAGACUAACCGGGGAUAUUCUAGUUGGUAUGAUGAGAAAAAAACAGGGGUCUGAGGAAAACUCGACUUUAGAAGCCAAAGUAGUGCGAUUAAAUUACUCUGGCAGUGAAAUGCAAUCUUUUUCCCUCGGUGUAGCAGGCCAAGCCCUUUAUCAAUACCCUCGCUACAUCACAGAGAACUGCAAUGGGGACGUGAUCGUGUCGGACCAUAGUAAAAAUGCAGUGGUGGUGACGGAUCAUAGAGCAAAACAUCGCUUUUCCUAUAAAGGACCCCCCUCCAGUUCAGAAUUUUGGCCGAGAGGACUUUGUACAGACGCAAUACUGAACAUCCUUGUGUGCGAUUAUAAAACAGACACCGUUCAAAUGAUUGACCAAAACGGCCAUUUUCUUCGGCUUUUACUUACAGUGAAAGAUAAGAUAGAUGAACCAUGUUGUCUGAGUUAUAACACAGAAGACAAUCUUCUCUUGUUUCUUGGUACAUGGCAUGAAUUAGAAAGGACAACGUUCCAAUGGGGAGACGGCACCUGGUAUUCCCAGGUAUGGACCUUUAAACGAGGAAAUGAUGGUCAGCUAUAUAUGGCCUACACUGGGUUUUCUCCUCGCACACAGUCUUGUACUUCUCCUAAUACCGGACUCUUGAGCGGAACUGGAGGCUCAUACACAUUGACGUCAGAGGGAAGGUAUGAAGCUGCAUUACGAGUUGCUUACACGGACUACGAAAACGUUGCCCUGGUGUACAUGUGUUAUGCUCCUGAAAUACAGGGAACUUGUGACAGGACAUCUGUUCAUGUCUCUCUCCUAUCCCGGACACCUUCACUGUCCACUCCACAGAGAUCCAUGCUUAAGGCUCAUCUGGAUUUAAAAUGCGUCGAAGAUCAUCACCUUAACCAAGCUACGACAGGUUUGAAUGCAUUAUUUUACGUUGUCAAUUAA
This is a messenger RNA of Saccostrea echinata, 2103 nucleotides long. RefSeq lists its product as uncharacterized. Gene Ontology annotation, biological process: positive regulation of DNA-templated transcription. Gene Ontology annotation, cellular component: chromatin; nucleoplasm. Bases 1 to 2103 code for a protein of 700 amino acids. The record is from RefSeq and is a predicted model, not a curated record. Gene Ontology annotation, molecular function: zinc ion binding; ubiquitin-protein transferase activity. NCBI's taxonomy places the organism in Eukaryota, Metazoa, Mollusca, Bivalvia, Ostreida, Ostreidae. The transcript has 4 exons.